This is a messenger RNA of Anolis sagrei ordinatus, 896 nucleotides long. The record is from RefSeq and is a predicted model, not a curated record. NCBI's taxonomy places the organism in Eukaryota, Metazoa, Chordata, Lepidosauria, Squamata, Anolidae.
AGCAUUUCCUGACCUUAGUUGGUCAGCUCCCUAUAAUACAAGUCCUUCACAAUUGCAGACAUCUUUUUGUCACUAAACAUCCAUCCUGUUUGUGUACAGUUUCCAUCAUGGCUGAACAAAUUGUUUAUGCUGAUCUCAACUUGCCUCCUGAAACACCCUCCUCAAGGACAUUCCACCCCUCUCAGCAGCCCUAUACUUCCCAAUCACCCCGCUGGCAAAAUAUCACUCUAUGUAUUGCAUGCAUUGGAAAUGUUAUCCUGUUGGCAGCUCUGGUAGCCUUAGUUUUGCAGAGGCAGGAUGAGAAAGAUGGAUCAGAGAUUAGUGUGACAAACUGCAACACCUCCUUGGCUAACUUUACGUCUCACCUAAGAAGCAGGCUCUGCAAUAAGACCCAGGGAAGCUCCUCAGUGAAUUCUUCCUGCCAAGUUUGCCCUGCUUAUUGGCAUCUCCACAACAACACAUGCUAUUGGUGGGAGUCAAACAAUUCUCUUAAAAACUGGAAUGACAGUAGAGAUGACUGCACAGCAAGAGAUGCCCAACUCUUGAUCAUCCAAGACAAGGAGGUGUUGGAUUUCAUAACAAAUAUUAACCAAGAUAAACAAUUCGCAUAUGCGUACUGGAUUGGACUGUCUUUAUCAUGGCCAGAGAAGAAAUGGAUGUGGACUACAGGCUCCCUAAUAGACAGAAAUAUAAUCCAAGAACCAAACCAUGGUGAAGAACAAUAUUGUGGAGCAAUAAGGAACAGCAAAGUCCUGCCUGAAGCCUGCAGUGUUGAUUUCAGAUGGAUUUGUCAGAAGGACACAGUUUUGAUAUGAUGUUGUAUGUUAAUUCAUGGGGUCAUUAUGUUGUUAAUAACAAUUUUGUUCUUUGCUAGAAACACAAGCACACAAAUAAAA